Messenger RNA from Trypanosoma grayi, 2238 nucleotides. RefSeq names its product flagellum transition zone component. The transcript has a single exon. Bases 1 to 2238 code for a protein of 745 amino acids. The record is from RefSeq and is a predicted model, not a curated record. NCBI's taxonomy places the organism in Eukaryota, Euglenozoa, Kinetoplastea, Trypanosomatida, Trypanosomatidae.
AUGGGCGAUAUUUCACGUGACCCACAUUGUCCGUGCAAUCGACCAGGCUUCGACCGUGUGGCGCCGAGGCACCGCCGCUCACGUUCUGUGUCUGCGUCGAAGGCAGCACGGGAUGUCGGUGCGCCGUACAGGGAGCCGCGCAGCAAGCGACUUCGUGAUCAGGUCGUCGAUGCCCGGGAUGCUUUUUCUGCGGAUGAGCGGGUAUUUAUUCUUACGCGUGAUAGAAACGAAUGUAAAGCGGAACUUCGCGAGAAAAACGAGCAGAUGAAGAAGCUUGAGGUGACGGUCCGUGCUCUUCGUGCACACAUGGUACGGAAUAUGGCAAAGGAAAGAGACUCUGUCCUCGAGGAUGAGGGUUCCAGCAUGGAUCCAGAAAUGAAGCGGCUCGUUGAUGAAAAUAUGGAGUUGGAGAGGAGGCUGCGUGAGGCGAACAUGCAAAUUAUGUCGUGGAAGCGUGAUGCCCGUGUUGCCCAAUUGCAGGAGCUAAAAGCGGAAUUGGCAGUAUAUCGAGCGGAGGUGACGCGCCUCUCGUCUCUGGACCACAGUGCUCGUGAGAAGGACAUACGUAGGGCUUGUAUGGGGUCCCGACUUCGCGAGGCUCUUGAAGUUGCACAGGAUAAGGAUAACGUGAUCCAGAAGUUGAAAGACGAACUGGCAGAGAAUGCCUUGGCGCUGAGGCGUUCCCUCGAUGACGCGAUGCGAGCCAACAGCACGGUAGAGCAGCUUCAGGAGGAGAAUGAUGCGCUGUGCAAGGAGCUGUGUGUGCUUCGAAAAACAACACUUCUGCUAACGCAAACACGGGAGGAGUUAGAGUGCACCCGUGGUGACCUCACGGAAGCGAAGGGGAGGCUCCGCGAGUUUGAACGUGUAAUGGAGGCUGUGGGUGGCCCAGCCGAAGUACUCGUUGUCAUCAAUGAGCGCGAUGCCUUGCUAGGUGUCUUGAAGGAGCAGAGCAUCCGGCAUGAAGCCCAGCGACGAGAGUUUGUGCGCCUGCAGAGAGAGGCAAACCAAGACCUGGAGAUGCGCCUUCAGGAGGCCCUUCAACAGGAGCGUGCAUUGGCAAAGGAUAAAGAGGCUCAAUUGCAGCGUGCUUCCAUAUUGUGGAAGGAAAGACAUGAACACUUAGCGUUGGAGACAACCGCUGAAAAGAAUCGCUUGGAGAAGCAAAUAAAAACUCUAAAGGAAAAUCAAGAGCAACGACAACAGGAGCUGCGCGUGUUAUUAAGCAGCAUGCAGCUCCAGCAGGUUGAGGGAGCGAAACAGGAAGCAUCGCCGGUGCAAGGCAGGUAUAGUCUGCAUCCGGAAAAUGCACCAGCUUCAACCGUCUCGACGAUGUCUCCCACCAGCGUGGCGCCUACCUCAUCUCUUUCGGCGUCUUCUAGCACCCCACUCAUGGAAAGCUCCAGUGGGGGCAACAUUGAGGCGGGGGGAAACCCACUGCUCAAAUCUGAUCCCUUGCAAGAAUGUCCUAGUCGUGAUGUUUUGAAUCGGGAAGGGACGCUCAGUCACUCUGAUAGCACUCGUAGCCGCGUUAAGGAUGUUUCUCUGAGCAGUUCAACUGAAAUUGCCCACGCUCUCCAGGGGCACACCGCUGCCACUGGUGCCCCUAGUGAAGAGGAGGUUUCCAUGGUACUAACGAGAAACAGCACCAACUACUCGGUCACAAAGAAUUCCACAGACGACAAGAAUCCUAUAAGAGACGAAAACAGUAGACAAACUGACGCCGAUCUACCUUUGUUUGAACGCACCAUUGUACCCCCGACGACACCCCCUCCUAGAGAAUGCGCGUUGCCUCCAGCAGCUGCUGUGCCCCUUCCUCCUACGGGAAGUGGGCUGGCAUCGGUAGCCAAAGAUGGGACUGGCAAUGACACUGACUCUGAGAGGUCGCUUCCCGUUCGUGUGCAGGUGCCACCGCCUCCGGCAGCUGCUGUGCCCCUUCCUCCUAGGGGGAAUGGGCUGGCAUCGGUAGCCAAAGAGGAGUCAGACAGUGACACUGACUCUGAGGGAUCACUUCCCGGUCGUGUGCAGGUGCCACCCUCACCUGCACGGUAUGACCAUGCCGUAGGGAUGGAAGGCCGGGAUUCUGCUGGAGUUUCCGCAUUGAGCGUUUCGACCUUGUCGGGCGGUGGUGCAAACUUGAAUGCGCCGCGGAGCCGCUAUCAGGAGGAUGGCGGAUGGGAGAUUGAUAGUCCCGUGGACGAGGAUGAAUCCUUUACUGUGCAUCACGUUCAGCACUAA